AUGGAGUUCAACUUCCGAUUGUUGCCUGUGGCAAAGAGUCAAUUGCUUUUCGACAAGGCCAUUCAUGGUGGUGAAGGGUUGGCUAAUCUCACCAAAGUGGUCUAUCUUGGGAUGAGGGGUACUUUCUCCAAUGGCACCAUUCUCUUACAUAUUUAUCAGUUGAGAAACCUUAGUUAUCAUAGCUUAACUGGUAACUCUCUUGCUGGUCCUUUGAGUCCUGAAAUUGGAAACCUGAGAAAUCUUGUCGCCUUAGGUUUGGGAGGAAAUUCAUUUGGUGGGAACAUCCCUGAGGAGAUUGGAAACCUCACCAAGUUGCGAUACCUCAACCUUCGCGACAGUGGCUUCUCUGGAGGAAUCACAUUGUCACUUUUCAGUUUGACACAGCUUCAGUACCUGGAUCUAGGCCAUAAUCAAUUGUCACCACAGAUUCCAAAUUAUAUUGGGCACUUGUCUAGUUUAUCAACUUUGUAUUUGAGUGAGAACAAGUUCACUGGUCGAAUUCCACCUUCAUUGUCCAACUUGACCCAACUUCAAGUCCUGGAUUUGAGUUAUAAUCAGUUGACACUACAAAUUCCAACAGAUAUCGGGUGCUUGUCUAAUCUUUUAACUUUGGAUUUCAUGAAGAACAAGUUAACCGGUGGAAUCCCGUCAUCAAUUUCCAACUUUACACAACUUCAAACAUUGUUCCUAGGUGACAAUCAACUGUCACUUCAAAUUCCAAAAGACAUCUUGUACUUGGAAAAUAUGUAUGGGUUGGAUUUAACUAACAACAGGUUCACUGGUGCAAUUCCUUUGGCCAUGCAGAACCCAACUACAUUGGAAUUUAUUGAUCUAGAAGACAACAUGCUCACUGGAGAAAUACCAUCUUGGCUAUUCGAUAUUGAGACACUCCAGGAGUUGUUAUUUGGAGGGAAUCAAUUGACUUGGAAUCAGAACAACUCAGCAAUAUUACCCCAGUGCAAGGGAAGUGCUGCGGUGGAUUUGAUCCCAGAAAGGUCUCUCCCUCCUGGAUUUGAGCAUGAAUAA
Molecule: messenger RNA, 1026 nt
Organism: Oldenlandia corymbosa var. corymbosa
Lineage: Eukaryota; Viridiplantae; Streptophyta; Magnoliopsida; Gentianales; Rubiaceae
Source: the annotation of a GenBank genome assembly